AUGGAAAAAAUAUGCCACCAUGGUUGUAUUUUGAAUAAACCAGAUGCUUUUCUGCACCGAAUAAAGGCUCUGCCCAGCGAGGGGCCGGGGGCAACGAGCCAGCAUCACCCGGCCCCAUGGGCCCGGGGCUGCGCCCAUGGGGGGUCCCAGGGACCAGCUCAGCUUUGCAGCACCGGGGUGGGGGGGGUCCCACGGCCAACAAGAGGUGGAAACCCCCCCCCCCCCAGGUGCUUGUUGCACCUCUGCCGGUACCCGGUUCCCCAGGGCGGCACCGCCUUUGCCGGGGCACCGCGGAGGCGGCAGACGCUGCCUGCCCGGGCGCGUGGUGGCAGGUCCCGGCGCGCCGCCCUCCGCGGGCCUCGGCCUUCCAUGGAGGCCCGCUGGCACUACCGCUUCCGCGUGAUCCUGCUGGGAGACUCCGCGGUGGGCAAGUCGGCGCUGCUGCGGCGCUACGCCGAGGGCGUCUUCCUGGAGGCCGGCAGCCAGACGGUGGGGGUGGACUUCUACGCGCGGCACGUGGAGCUGCGGCCGGGGCUCCGCGUCAAGCUGCAGUUCUGGGACACGGCCGGGCAGGAGCGGUUCAGGUCGGUGACUCGCUCCUACUACCGCAACUCGGCGGGGGGGAUGCUGCUCUUCGACCUCACCAACCGCGCGUCCUUCGAGAGCGUCCGGCGGUGGCACCGGGAGGUGACGGACACCGUGCGGCCUCUCCGCAUGGUCUUCGUGCUGGUAGGGCACAAGAGCGACCUGGCAGCGGAGCGGCGGGUGGGCCGCGGGGAGGCGGAGAGGCUGGCGGCGGCGCUGGGGGCUCAGUACGUCGAGACGUCGGCCAAGGACGCCAGCAACGUGGCACAGGCGUUCCAGAUGCUGACACUGGCCAUCUACCAGGCGCUGCAGACGGGGCUGCUGGGUCCCUCCGAGGCCUGGGACGGGGUGAAGAGCAGCCUCCCGCUCCCGCCGGCGCUGACGUUGCAGGUGCCGGAGGAGGAAGAGAAGCACAAGAGAUGCUCGUGCUAGAGAUGGGGUGGAGGGGAGGAUGUGCGCAGCCUGCCCGGUCCAUCCGCUGCCCCCGGAGCCCUGCUGCCUCCUGCCUCGCUGCAGAGCCGGUGGGGAGCUCAGACACACUCGGCUCUGCUGAGAUGAGACACGGAGCAGAAAUCAAGCAUUUGCAGCACAGGAAAGAGCAGCGAGUGACCGCAACGGCACAUUAAACACCCUGUACUCAC
Molecule: messenger RNA, 1226 nt
Organism: Dromaius novaehollandiae (emu)
Lineage: Eukaryota; Metazoa; Chordata; Aves; Casuariiformes; Dromaiidae
Product: ras-related protein Rab-39B-like
Exons: 2
Coding region: 1-1017 (338 amino acids)
Biological process (GO): vesicle-mediated transport
Cellular component (GO): Golgi apparatus
Molecular function (GO): GTPase activity; GTP binding
Source: RefSeq, a predicted model, not a curated record